Messenger RNA from Chenopodium quinoa (quinoa), 4989 nucleotides. RefSeq names its product protein CHROMATIN REMODELING 20-like. The record is from RefSeq and is a predicted model, not a curated record. Gene Ontology annotation, molecular function: ATP-dependent chromatin remodeler activity; ATP binding; ATP hydrolysis activity. The coding region runs from base 280 to 4686 and encodes 1468 amino acids. Lineage: Eukaryota; Viridiplantae; Streptophyta; Magnoliopsida; Caryophyllales; Amaranthaceae. Gene Ontology annotation, cellular component: nucleus. The transcript is spliced from 26 exons.
AGGAAGACUGACUAAUACGGAGUACAAGAAAGUGAGAAACUAUCUCGAAAGUCGAAACCCAAUAAAAAAAGUUCACUGAUCACACGUCCUGACUGCAUAAAAUUCGAAUUUCCUCCAUUUUCUUUGUCUUUCCACCUUCAUUUACACCUGUAUUUUUCCCCCAAAAUCCUCCCUCUCUCUCCUCCGUCUUUUCUUCUCAAUUUUUCCUCUAAACCCUAACAAUUUCAAAUUUGCUUGGGGGCGAUAAAUUUCUCAGCUAAUUUUAAAUCAUAUGUACUGAUGGAGGACAAACCUAAUGGAAUGGAAGAUGAUAAUGAGAAAGUGGACGAGGAUGUAGAUGAGGAUGUGGACGAGAAAGUGAACGAGGAUGUAGAUGAGAAAGUGGACGAGGAUGUAGAUGAGGAUGCCGGGGUUUAUGAGAAAUCUUCUUCGGGGGAAUUCAGUGAGGAGGAUGGUGAAGUGGCAUUGGAAGGAAGUGGAUCACAACCUGAGGGCCCUCUGACAGAAGCCGAUAUACAAGAUUUGAUUGAUGAAUUACUUGAAGUAGAGAGUAAGGCAGCAGAGGCACAAGAAGCGCUUGAAGAAGAGUCUUUGUUGAAUGUUGAGAAGGAUGUUAGAGAAGAGUUGGCUGUAAAUCUAAAAGGCAAAGAUUUAGACAAGGCUGUGGCAGAGGAAAUGGCAGCAUUAAGAGAACAGUGGGAGGAAACGCUUGACGAGCUUGAGACAGAGAGUGCUCACUUACUGGAGCAACUGGAUGGUGCUGAUAUUGAUCUACCAAGAUUCUAUAAAUGGAUUGAGAGCAAUGCUCCAAAUUGUUGUCGUACUGAAGCUUGGAAGAAAAGGACUCAUUGGGUUGGAACUGAGGUUGGCAGUGAUGCUGUAGAAUCCAUUAAGGAUGCCGAAAAGCAUCUUCAAACCCUUAGGCCCGUAAAGAGUCGACAUGGUAAAACUCUGGAGGAGGGUGCUAGUGGAUUUCUUGCCAAAAAAAUGUGUGCUAAUAGUGUUGGUGAGAGUUCGACUGAAAACCCUGGAGUGGAAUGGAGCUCUUUUAACAAAUUAUGCUCAAAAGAACCAUCCAAGGAGGAUACGGCCUUUGGUAGCAAGCAGUGGGCUUCAGUAUACUUUGCAAGUACUCCUCAGCAAGCUGUAGCUAUGGGGCUUACAUUUUCUGGGGUGGAUGAGGUUGAGGAAAUUGAUGACAUUGAUGAUGAUCCAAAUGAUCCAUUUGAAGCUGAUGCCGUAGCAAAUGAAAAGGAGCUGUAUCUCUCACAGGAGCAAAGGAAAAACUACAAAAAGAUCAAAGAGGAAGAUGAUUUGAGUUAUGAUCAAAAGCAUCAGCUUCAUUUGAAGCAAAGGAGAAACAGAAAAAGGAAACAGAACUCCAGCCUUGCUGAAGGCUUAUUGAGUGAUAAUGAGGAGGUCAUCUGCCAAGAUCGGAAAGCUGCAAAGCUCGAUAAUUGUGGACUUUCGGCAGAUGCUGUAGAGGAAGAAAAAACUUCUAUCAGUGAUUCUCCUGAGCUUUCAAUGGCUAAGUCAGUUGAACCUUCUUGUGGCUCCAAGCGUUCAUGUGAUGAUGAGGCUCUAGACCAUGAAGCUAAGAGAAGUCGGACUGGUGUUCUGGAGAGUGAUAAUGAAGCUCAAUUUAUUGGUUGCCAUGAGGCAUUAGAAGAUCCCGUUGCUCAAGAAAUUGCUGAUGAGUUUGGAAAAGUUUGCUGCACUGCCUGUGGUAAUGUUACAAAGGAGAUCCAUGAACAUCCUCUUCUGAAAGUAAUUGUCUGUGGGAAUUGCAAAUCUGUCAUUGAGGCGAAAACGAAGGAUCUCCAGUGCUCGGAGCGCUAUUGUGUAUGGUGUGGAAGAAGUAAUGACUUACUGAGCUGUACAUCAUGUAAACUUUUAUUUUGUUUAUCAUGUAUAAAGAGGAAUAUCAGAGUAGAAUGCUUUCCAGAAGGUACAUGGAAAUGCUGUUCCUGUUCUCCAGAGCUCCUGCAGCAAUUAACUUUGGAACUUGAGAAAGCUGUUGGCUCAAAAGAAUCAACAGGUUCUAGCUCUGAUAGUGAUACAGAUAAUUCAGAUGAUGAGAUUGACGACUCUAUCAGCAAAAACAAGUCUGGGAAAAAGAAAAUUCGAAGGAUAUUGGAUGAUACUGAGCUAGGAGAGGAGACAAAGAGAAAAAUUGCUAUGGAAAAGGAACGUCAGGAACGGCUCAAUUCUCUCAAAGCACAGUUCUCAGCCAGGCCCAUGAUGAUGAAUACUUCUACCUGUAAUGAUUUACCUGAAGGUGCUAGCUCUGAAGUUCUUGGUGAUCCCUCAACUGGUUUUAUAGUGAAUGUUGUGAGGGAGGAAGGUGAGGGCGCUGUCAGGAUUCCUCCAAGCAUUUCUGCCAAGUUAAAAACUCACCAGGUUGCAGGGAUUCGUUUUAUGUGGGAAAACAUCAUUCAGUCUAUCAGAAAUGUGAAAGCUGGGGAUAAAGGUCUUGGUUGCAUCUUAGCUCAUACCAUGGGUCUCGGUAAAACGUUCCAGGUUAUAGCCUUCUUAUACACUGCUAUGCGAAGUGUUGAUUUAGGUCUAAAAACAGCAUUGGUUGUCACACCAGUGAAUGUGCUGCACAAUUGGUGGCAGGAGUUUAAAAAGUGGGAGCCUGAAGAAUUCAAGCCUCUUCGUGUUUACAUGCUGGAAGAUAAAUCAAGGGAGCAACAAAGAGCUGAGUUACUAAUGAAGUGGAGAAGAAAGGGUGGGGUAUUCUUGAUUGGCUAUUCGUCAUUUAGAAACCUAUCCCUUGGAAAGAACAUGAAAGAUCGUCAGUCAGCCAAAGAAAUAUGCCACGCACUCCAGGUAGGGCCUGACAUACUUGUUUGUGAUGAAGCUCAUAUCAUCAAGAACACCAAGGCUGAAAUCACUCAAGCUUUAAAGCUAGUUAAAUGCCAGAGAAGGAUUGCUUUGACAGGGUCCCCUCUUCAGAAUAAUCUUAUGGAAUAUUACUGUAUGGUUGAUUUUGUGAGAGAAGGAUUUCUUGGAAGCAUUCAUGAAUUUCGCAAUCGGUUUCAGAAUCCUAUAGAGUAUGGUCAACAUGCAAAUUCUACUGCUGAAGAUGUGAGAAUCAUGAAUCAGAGGUCACACAUACUAUAUGAACAACUAAAAGGGUUUGUCCAAAGAAUGGACAUGAGUGUGGUGAAAAAGGACUUGCCUCCUAAGACUGUGUUUGUUGUAGCUGUGAAGGCUUCUUCACUGCAGAAAAAAUUAUACAAAAGGUUUCUUGAUGUUCAUGGAUUAACUGGUAACAAGGCUUCUUCUGAAGGAAUAAGGAAGAAUUUUUUUGCUGCUUACCAAACCUUAGCCCAGAUAUGCAAUCAUCCCUGCAUUCUGCAAAUGAUGAAAGACAGAAGGUAUGCAAAACGAGAAGACAAUCCAGAUGAUAACUCUAGUGAUGAAAAUAUGGAUGCCAAUUUGGUGAUUGGAGAAAAAGGAAAGACAAAAGCUGAUAAAGGCUUCCUUCAUGAGGGUUGGUGGAACAAUAUUCUUAAUCAGUAUAAUUACCAAGAGAUUGACUAUAGUGGCAAAAUGGUUUUGUUGCUGGAUAUUCUGACCAUGUGCACCGAAAUUGGUGAUAAAGCAUUAGUUUUUAGCCAGAGUAUAGCAACUCUGGAUCUGAUCGAAUCCUAUUUAUCAAAAUUGCCCCGGCUGGGUAAGAAGGGGAAACAUUGGAAACGAGGAAAGGACUGGUAUAGGAUUGAUGGGAAGACAGAAGGUUCUGAAAGACAGAAGCUUGUUGAUGCAUUUAACAAUCCUCAGAAUGGAAGAGUGAAAUGUACUCUUAUAUCAACAAGAGCUGGAGCUUUGGGGAUCAAUCUUUUUGCUGCCAAUCGCGUAAUCAUUAUCGAUGGUUCCUGGAAUCCAACACAUGAUCUCCAGGCUAUAUACCGUGCAUGGAGAUAUGGCCAGAAAAAGCCUGUAUAUGCUUAUCGGUUGGUGGCACAUGGGACUUUGGAAGAAAAGAUCUACAAACGCCAGGUGAAAAAGGAGGGUCUUGCUGCAAGGGUGGUUGAUAGACAACAAGUCUUGAGGAGCAUGUCUAAAGAAGAGAUUUCAGAUCUCUUUGACUUUGGUGAUGAUGAGAACCUUGAUGUGCUACCUGAUUUGGAAGUGAAUAAUGAGCGUAUGAACUACAGAAAGGCUGAGGAUUCGUUGAAACUGAAUUCAUCUGCAUGUCCCAGCAGCUGCUCUUCUGAUAAGCUAAUGGAAAGGCUACUUGAUCGGCAUCGCCUAAGAUGGAUAAUGAAUUUCCAUGAGCAUGAGACGCUGCUGCAGGAAAAUGAAGAGGAAAAGCUUACAAAAGAAGAACAAGAUUUAGCGUGGGAAGUAUUCAGAAGAAGUAUGGAGUGGCGGGGAGUGCAAAGAGCUCCAGUUGACAUCGAGUGGCAGGAAGUGAGUAGAGUUCCAGCUGACGUGUCAACAUUUGAGCAAAAUCAGAGCACCCUCAACACAUCAUGUAGUUCACAGAAGAAAACCUACGAUUCCAACCCUUUGGCUAAUAUUCCUACAAAGUACAGUAUGCAGGUACGGAAAUGCACCAAUAUUUCCCAUUUGUAUACUCUGAGGUUCCAAGGAACAAAAGUGGGUUGCAGUACUGUUUGUGGGGAAUGUGGCCAGCAUAUAAGUUGGGAAAACCUCAAUAGGGAUAGCAAGUGAAAAGGUUAGUGGUCAAGGAUCUCGUUAGGGCGAUAGCCCAUUUUGCAUAUGCUUGAUCCUUGUUAGUACUUUUAAUUUUUUUUGUAUAGUAUCUUGCUAGCUAUGCCCCUUUAGAUGCCAUGAUGAUUCUUUCCCUAUACUACACUUUUGACAUUGGUAGGCAGCCGUAGGCCUCUAACCCCUGAUCCUGCUCCUGCUCCGAAUUAGGAUCAAAUAGUUACAACUUACAAUGUACAGCAAACAGCCAAUUUUUGGGAUCACAAUAUUCAUGAUAUAAAAUCAUCAUUUUGUUCAAGCUUGAAA